UUCUUUGGUAGAUCUUCUCUGUGUUGCGCUGUGUCAGUUUGCUUUUCGUCGUCUCUGUUUAUGGUUAUGACUAGAAUAUUGACUCGGAUUUAAUAAAAUUACGCUCAUAUGUUUGUACAAUAACAAGUGUUGGUUUAGUUGCAAUUAUUUGUCCCAUGGUUGCUGUACUAAAUAAACUACGAUAGAAAAAAUGGAGGACAAAAUAUUGGUAGAGGAAGUGUGUAUCCUCACUUUACGAGAAAGAGUGUUUUUCGCAGCAAGAGAUGGAUUGUCUUUAACAUUAUAUGCAUUGUUAUAUGAAAAAAAUACUGACGAAAUUGACGAUUUGCUAAAUAGGGAUAUAUGUUGGGAGGGUAUAAAGUGCACACCGCUUAUAGCAGCUGCGCGUCAUGGCCGUGAGGCAGCUGUUAGAAUGCUCCUAGAGAAGUUCAGGCCUCCCGUCAGAUUGGAGACAGAAGGCACUGUCAAGUUUGAUGAAUAUGUUAUUGAAGGUGCAACAGCGCUCUGGUGCGCUGCUGGUGCAGGUCACUUGGGCAUCGUUAAGCGUCUGGUGCGUGCUGGUGCAAACGUCAAUCAUGCGACAAAGACCCUAAGCACACCACUCCGAGCGGCCUGCUUCGAUGGCCGUCUAGACAUAGUUAAAUAUCUAGUGCGACAUGGCGCUGAUAUACAUAAAGCGAAUAAAUAUAAUAAUACAUGUCUAAUGAUAGCAGCGUACAAAGGACAUUUGGAUGUGGUUCAAUUCUUGUUGGACUCUGGUGCGAAAGUGGACGAGCGCGCACUGUGCGGUGCGACUGCGCUGCACUUUGCGUCUGAAUGCGGACACGCGGCAGUCGUCUGCGCACUCAUAGAUCAUAAUGCUAAGAUACUUACUAACGAGAAUGGUAUGACACCGCUGCAGUGCGCGGCGGAGCGGGCGCGUGCCUCAGUAGUGGAGCUGUUGGCGACGAGGCCGGAGGUGACGAGGGCGCAGUCUAUUGAGGCCUACGAACUGUUGGGAGCGUCUUUUGCUAACGAUAAAGAGUACUAUUGUUUAAGGAUGGCGUACCAGUACCUGCACCGUGCGAUGGUCAUGCGGUACGACACUCGGUACGGACUGCUGCUGAAGAAGCCCGCGGACCCGAUACCAGCUUACGACAACUGGAGGGAGAGCACUACAAUAGAGGAUGUGGAGAGGCUGCAUGGGAAUGCGCAUGCGCUGCAUAUGGAGGGUCUGGCGGUACGGGAGCGUGUACUGGGACGAGGAUGUCCAGAUCUCCCCCAUCCUGUAGUCUUCCGUGGCGCAGUGUUUGCUGACGAGGCUCGUUUUGACCGUUGUCUCGCACUCUGGAGACAUGCGCUGCAGCUGCGACAUCACAACAAGGUGUCAAUAGUUAAGGAUCUUUUGAGGUUCGCGCAAGUCUUCUCUCAAAUGAUUCACAUCGGUAUUGAAUUGCCAUUAAAUCAGGUGUGUUUUGUAUUGGAAGCGUGUGCAGAAGAAUUAAAGCGAGGUCAGAUGAGGAUCAAAAAGCCGCAGAUCAAUUUUGACCCGGAGGCCUUGAUAAGCUUGGCUCUCGCGUACUCGCAACAGGAGGAGUACGAGAGCAACGUGCGGACCGCGCUCUACCUGGUCGCGGUCGCUGCGAGACUGCUGGAAGAUCCUGAACAUGAUGAGGAGUCGCGCAGUGCUGUACGUCGUGCGAUAUUCGGUCUGCGAAGUGUGCGGCUGCAGUCUGGUCAGACAUUGCUGCACCUUGCUGCAGACCGCCGCACGCCAGUAGACGACUUCCACACCAGCGAUGUCUGUCAGUUCCCGUGUGCGCGUACGACGCGGUUACUACUGGAGUGCGGCGCGGAGGUUGACGCGGCAGAUGACACGAGACGCACCGCGCUACACGUCGCCCUCAUAUCUGUACCGUUAAUGCCUGCGGAGGAGCAGCAGCAGUGGGGUGAGGCUCACUGUGCGGUGGCACGCGAGCUGCUGGCUAAAGGUGCGCACGUUGACGCAGUAGACGCGGACGGUCUCACGCCACUCCUCGCCGCUAUGGAAGGUCCCGCAGAGAGUUUAGUGCGGUCAGCACUGAGGCCGAGGUUGUCGUGUCUGGCGGCGGCUGCGCUGGCGCAACACCGGCGUCAGUACAGACCCUCGCAGGUCCCUCGUGACCUUCACGACUUCCUCACCAUGCACGGCGUCACGCCCAUGAAGUAGCCCCUCCUAUUUCACAUGCACGCGUCCAUGAGAUUUACACCUCAUAUGAUAACCUC
This is a messenger RNA of Papilio machaon (common yellow swallowtail), 2244 nucleotides long. RefSeq names its product protein fem-1 homolog B (gene Fem-1). NCBI's taxonomy places the organism in Eukaryota, Metazoa, Arthropoda, Insecta, Lepidoptera, Papilionidae. Gene Ontology annotation, molecular function: protein binding. The record is from RefSeq and is a predicted model, not a curated record. The transcript is spliced from 14 exons. Bases 191 to 2188 code for a protein of 665 amino acids.